Messenger RNA from Drosophila gunungcola (fruit fly), 2437 nucleotides. It is a transcript of the gene slif, whose product is annotated as cationic amino acid transporter 3. The record is from RefSeq and is a predicted model, not a curated record. Gene Ontology annotation, biological process: transmembrane transport; amino acid transport. NCBI's taxonomy places the organism in Eukaryota, Metazoa, Arthropoda, Insecta, Diptera, Drosophilidae. Gene Ontology annotation, cellular component: plasma membrane. Gene Ontology annotation, molecular function: amino acid transmembrane transporter activity.
AUGACCAAUCUGUGGAAGGCACUGACGCGUCGCAAGACGGAUGGUAACGAAGGCGAGUCCCAGCUGGCGCGAGUCCUGAACCUCUUUGAUCUGACGGCCUUGGGAGUGGGCAGUACUCUGGGGCUGGGCGUCUACGUCCUGGCCGGUCAGGUGGCCUACAAUAUAGCCGGGCCAGCGGUGACUAUUUCCUUCCUGAUUGCGGCCGUCGCGUCGGCCUUCGCGGGAAUCUGCUAUGCGGAGUUCGCCGCCCGAGUGCCAAAGGCGGGAAGCGCCUACGUGUACAGCUACGUGACAAUCGGGGAGUUUGUGGCCUUCACCAUAGGAUGGAACCUCAUCCUGGAGUACGUUAUUGGCACGGCCUCAGUGGCGCGCGGCCUGAGCGGAUACUUCGACUCGCUGAUCAACAACGACAUGUCGAAGGCAUUGAACGAGUCGAUGCACAUCGACGUGGACUUUCUGGGCGACUACCCAGACUUCCUGUCCUUCGGCAUGGUGCUGCUGCUGGCGGGCAUCCUGGCCUUUGGCGCCAAGGAGUCUAGCUUCCUGAACAACAUCUUCACCACCGUCAACCUGGUCACGAUCGCCAUUGUCCUGGUGGCCGGAGCCAUGAAUGCCAACGCCGACAACUGGCGCAUUCCGGAAAAUGAUGUGCCCGAGGGCUUCGGCACGGGCGGCUUCAUGCCAUUCGGCAUUGCCGGAGUGAUGGCCGGAGCAGCGAAGUGCUUCUACGGGUUCGUGGGCUUCGACUGCAUCGCCACCACGGGCGAGGAGGCGAUUAAUCCCAAGCGAAAUAUCCCGCUUUCGAUCGUGGUGUCGCUGAUCAUAAUCUUCCUAUCCUACUUCGGCGUGUCCACGGUGCUGACCAUGAUGCUGCCCUACUAUCUGCAGGACAAGGAUGCCCCCUUCCCGCACGCCUUCAAUGAAGUCGAGUGGUACACCAUCAAGUGGAUCGUGACCAUCGGCGCCGUGUUUGCGCUUUGCACCAGUCUGCUGGGCGCCAUGUUCCCGCUGCCUCGCAUCCUCUACGCCAUGGGCAAGGACGGCAUUCUGUUCAAAAAGCUGUCCACGGUGAACAGCUACACGAAGACCCCGCUCCUGGCCACCAUUGUGUCCGGCAUCUUUGCCUCAAUUAUGGCUCUGCUCUUCAACCUGGACCAGCUUGUGGACAUGAUGUCCAUCGGAACGCUGCUCGCCUACACCAUCGUGGCCAUCUGCGUGCUCGUGCUGCGAUACCAGGACGAGGACAUGACCAAGCUGGUGUCCGUUAAGGCCCCGAACCUGUUCCGGCAGCUUUUCAACGGCAACUCCUUCCGGGAGCCCAACUCGAUGACCUCGGCCAUCACCAAGGUGGGCAUCGUGGUGUUUGCCAUCUUCUGCCUGGUGUGGUGCUCCUUCCAGAAGGUGUUCGACCUGGACAGCACUGGUGGGAUCGUGGCCCUGAGCCUGGUAGGCGCUUUGCUGAUCCUCAUCUGCGUGGUGAUCGGCAUGCAGCCGGUGUCGACCAUCGAACUGACGUUCAAGGUGCCGCUGGUGCCGUUCGUGCCCUGCCUCAGCGUCUUCUCAAAUCUGUACCUGAUGUUCCAGCUGGACCUGAACACCUGGAUCCGCUUCCUCAUCUGGAUCGUGAUCGGCUACGUGAUCUACUUCUGCUACGGCUUGCGGAACUCCACGCAGAUAGCCAGAGCUCGCAACCACGCCGAGGUGGCGGCCAACGCAAUGCAGCAUCAGGGUCAGCACGAGAACCCCGCCUUCGAGCCGGACUGCAAGGUGGAGAACGGCCGACAACAGCCGUCUUAUGAAUUCUCCGAGAAGCUGUAAGCGCCAUAGGCGCGUUUAGCCAAGUAUUAUUCCCCCAACUUCUACCACAACUUGAACUUCAUUCGAUUUUGCAUCUUCCUCUGAAUAGAACAAAGACUCCUCUGCCUUCUUAGCUAGCACGUUUAUGUGAGAGAGAUGAAUAGAUUGCGUAUGGAAAUUAAAUGGAUCUGCACUGUGCCCGCCCCGCCCUUAUUGCCCCGGCCGUGCGGAUCUGUUAUUUCUGUGCGCCUCAGGACUUCUAGAGAGAGCUCAGAACAGACUCUAUUUUAGCAUUUCACCCUUCUACACACCAUUACACCUAUGUAUCUUUUAACCAACUUUUAACAAACCCAAACGAUGCCGCCGCAAUUCCCCUUUUGUUGUGAUAUUUGUAAAUAUAUAGAGUAAUAUUGUUCGCAUAUUUGUAUAUUUGUCACAAUUACUGUCGUUAUGUAAAUGGAAUUUUGUACCAUAAUAUUUUACGUCAUCGCAGAUACGCGUGCAGCCCACACAACCGUAGCCGCACUUAGUAUUUAAGCUCUUUAGCUGCUAAGCUUCCCAAAUUUGUUAUUAUUAGCCAAAAACAGAAACGAAUUUUGCCCCUCUUGUUUAUUAAAAAUGCAAUGAUGUUCAACAUAAA